AUGACCGCCUCCGAUCGGACACCCCCGCCAGACGAAAGAGAGAGCUCGCUGUGGAUGGAUAAUACCAGGGACCGGGUAUUGGACAGGUUCUACUGGCCUGGGGUAAAGAGGGACAUAGAGGACUACUGCCGAGCCUGCCCCGGAUGCCAACACACCGCCCUGAGACCUUCGGUACGUAACCCCCUGAUACCCAUGCCCCUGAUAGAAGUCCCAUUCGACAGACUGGCGUUAAACAUCGUAGGCCCCCUCCCCAAGACAAUCAGUUUAUUUCACUGUGACUACGGCUUUGACUACUGGGGUAAAGGGACCUUGGUCACUGUUACAGGAGCGGUGAAAGCCCCCACUGUCUUUCCGCUGGUCCAGUGUGGCUCAGGGACGGGAGAAGUCACUAUUGGCUGCAUGGCAACUGGCUUCACGCCGGCUUCACUCACGUUUAAAUGGGAGUUUGGAGGAAGCGAACUGGCAGACGCCGUUCAGUACCCGACCUCUAAGAAAGAUAACCAGUAUACAGGAGUCAGCCAGAUCCGCGUCAGGAGACAGGACUGGGACACCCAGAAGCCUUUUACCUGCUCUGCGGUACACGCUGGCGGAACUGCCACGGCCGAUGUUGUAAAACAAGUGGAGCGGGUUAUCUCUCCAAAUAUCACCCUGUACCCGGUCUGGACCGGCCAGUCUUGGGCCUCGGAGCUGAGCCUGGUGUGCUCUCUUAGUGGAUUCUAUCCAGACAAGGUGAGUGUGGAGUGGUUACUGGACGGCCGUGUGCCAGAAACAAGCCCAGUCCAGAACAAGCUGCAAAGUGUUGCGGAAGUGGGGAAAACAUUCACCCUCAACAGCAAGAUUCAGCUGAAAAUUGAGGAGUGGAAAAAGGGCCCAACUGUUCAGUGCAAGUCAAAAUAUGGACAUGGCAAGGAGGAGACAAGAAACAUCAGUAUCUGUGCAAUUUAUUCAUACCCACCAUCCGUUCAUCUAACGACUCCCAGCUUCAAGACGGUCUUCGAGGCAGGAUCAGAUGUCACAGCAGCAUGUGUGGUACACACUGCGUUUGACGUCAAUGUGACAUGGCAUCUGGAUGGCAAAGCACUAACAACACCCAACCUUGUGACCGAGGUUAAAGAGGGAGCUUUAACCAGGAGCAACCUCACAGUCUCCCCUAGCCAUUGGAAGAAACUAAACUCCAUCACAUGUCGGGCAGAGCACUGCUUCACUACUGUUGAAAAGAACAUGAGUGUGGCAGACAGUCGAUGGACAACGGAAAUUGUGGAGCGGGUUAUCCCUCCAAAUAUCACCCUGUACCCCGUCUGGACCGGCCAGUCUUGGGCCUCGGAGCUGAGCCUGGUGUGCUCUCUUAGUGGAUUCUAUCCAGACAAGGUGAGUGUGGAGUGGUUACUGGACGGCCGUGUGCCAGAAACAAGCCCAGUCCAGAACAAGCUGCAAAGUGUUGCGGAAGGGGGGAAAACAUUCACCCUCAACAGCAAGAUUCAGCUGAAAAUUGAGGAGUGGAAAAAGGGCCCAACUGUUCAGUGCAAGUCAAAAUAUGGACAUGGCAAGGAGGAGACAAGAAACAUCAGUAUCUGUGAUAUUUAUUCAUACCCACCAUCCAUUCAUCUAACGACUCCCAGCUUCAAGACGGUCUUCGAGGCAGGAUCAGAUGUCACAGCAGCAUGUGUGGUACACACUGCGUUUGACGUCAAUGUGACAUGGCAUCUGGAUGGCAAAGCACUAACAACACCCAACCUUGUGACCGAGGUUAAAGAGGGAGCUUUAACCAGGAGCAACCUCACAGUCUCCUCUAGCCAGUGGAAGAAACUAAACUCCAUCACAUGUCGGGCAGAGCACUGCUUCACUACUGUUGAAAAGAACAUGAGUGUGGCAGACAGUCGAUGGACAACGGAAAUCGUGGAGCGGGUUAUCCCUCCAAAUAUCACCCUGUACCCCGUCUGGACCGGCCAGUCUUUGGCCUCGGAGCUGAGCCUGGUGUGCUCUCUUAGUGGAUUCUAUCCAGACAAUGUGAGUGUGGAGUGGUUACUGGACGGCCGUGUGCCAGAAACAAGCCCAGUCCAGAACAAGCUGCAAAGUGUUGCGGAAGUGGGGAAAACAUUCACCCUCAACAGCAAGAUUCAGCUGAAAAUUGAGGAGUGGAAAAAGGGCCCAACUGUUCAGUGCAAGUCAAAAUAUGGACAUGACAAGGAAGAGACAAGAAACAUCAGUAUCUGUGCAAUUUAUUCAUACCCACCAUCCGUUCAUCUAACGACUCCCAGCUUCAAGACGGUCAUCGAGGCAGGAUCAGAUGUCACAGCAGCAUGUGUGGUACACACUGCGUUUGACGUCAAUGUGACAUGGCAUCUGGAUGGCAAAGCACUAACAACACCCAACCUUGUGACCGAGGUUAAAGAGGGAGCUUUAACCAGGAGCAACCUCACAGUCUCCUCUAGCCAGUGGAAGAAACUAAACUCCAUCACAUGUCGGGCAGAGCACUGCUUCACUACUGUUGAAAAGAACAUGAAUGUGGCAGGAUCACUCUCCCAUAGCCAGCCUUCAGCUUUGCUUCUGCAGGGGCCAAAUGAGCUGGUGUGCCUGGCUUACGGAUUCAGCCCUGCGUCCAUCAACAUCACCUGGCUACUCGACGGCACCACACAGCUCAGGAGUUACAAUACUACUGAACCUCACAGAGGUCCAAAGGGGAAGUUCAGCAUCCAAAGCCGACUCCCUCUUUCCCCCAACGAAUGGCUACCUGGGCAGAUGUACACCUGCAGGGUGAACCAUUUUAACGGAAACAUAGCCCUGAACAUGUCCAAACCAGAGAUUCUUGAAGAAAGUGUGUUAUUUGACGAGAACAAACAGGUUUAUGUCCAAGACAUGGGGGAGGACAACUGGAUGAUGACCAUUACCUUCCUCCUCCUGUUCUUUGUCUCCCUUUUCUAUGGCAUCUUGGUCACGGUUAUAAAGACAAAGUGAGAAGGACCUCAAGAAACAUCUAGUGGAUCCUGUAAUGUGAAGCAGAGGAUGCAAAGGAAGCAACUAUUUCCAUUAGAGCAAUGAAUUAUAACUGAUGUAUGAUGAUAAUGUUAUGUGACUAGCCAUAAAGAAUAUGAUAAUAAAAAAUACAGAAUAAAAUAAAAAUGAUAUCAGUGGUACCUGGAAAAUUCUAAACAUUGUAUUAGGAUAUAAACCAUAAAGUGGAGUCAAGGGAGUCUAUAUACAGCCUGCUUUGAUUUAUUGAGUCAAGAUAAUGGAACCUUAAAGAUUUAAUAGUUGACUGAUUUCUGGUAAUUUACAUUACCAGAAAAUGUAAAGAUUCCUUUUACAUUAGAAAGUGAUACUUCUUACCUACACUGGAAAAAGGGUUUUAAGCCGUACUUAAUCUGAUUAUUAUUUUGUAAUUCAAUUCAAAUAAACAUUUUUUGUUUUAUUUUUAAAAUAACUUUUUUUUUAUUUCAAAAUACUGUGAAAUAUAGAUAUUUUUAAUUAGGAGCUCAAUUAAGAAAUAUCCAUUUUGACAAAUGUGAAAUUUUAAGGUUGUGUAUUCAACUGAUUAAUAAUUUUGUCAUUCAAUCCAAAUAUUUUUUUUUUGUUUUCUUCCUAAACCACUGUUAUAUUUAAUUAGGAGCUCAAUUUAGAAAUAUUUGUUCAGACAAAUGUACAAUUUCAAGGUUACGUACAAGCCUGCGCAUGCGCAUUAAAUACAAAGACGCUUACGAGUACUGGACCAAACCGCAGUGUUGCCAACUUAGCGAUUUUGUCUAGCUUCUUUUUCGACAAAUCUAGCUUCUUUUUCAGCUGCUAUUGGUGACUUUUGGCGACUUUUUGAGGUGAAAGCACUAGCCUUGACCAGAGUGACGAUGACUCACUGGUUCUGUGAGCUAGGACAGUCUGUCUGUGUCUGGAGGGAGGUCUGGAGUAGGUCUAACUCUGCCAUUUAGAUUGUUAAUAUAUAUUGUACAUUGUGUGGAGGCAGUAGCAGGUGGUAGAGCGGGUUGGCUGGUAACCUGAAGGUUGUUGGUUCGAUCCCCGGCUUCACCAAGCAGAGUAUCGAGGUGUCUCUGACAAAGCACCUAUCCCUGACUGAUGUCGCGAUGUGAUGUCGAAUCCAGACAGAAGCGCCCCAAGGCCAUGAAGCGGCGAGUUGAUGAUGAUGUAUACAAAAAUAUGUUAUGUUUAAAAAUGUUCAUGUUUAAAUGAGAAACAAUUAUUUGAUUAAAUUGUAAUCUUUUUGAUUGGAUAAAACAAAAUAUUUCUGAUAUAUAUUUCUUAAAUGAGAAACAAUUGUUGGAGUGAAUCAAUAUUUUUUGUUAUGUAAUAUAGUUAUGUAAUAUAGAUGUGAACCAUUACCCUUGUUUUUUUUAAUUGGUUCAACAGAAGGCUUUUUCCAGUGUAUGUGCUGUUCCGCAACCCUGGUCAAACACACAUUCGGCCUCUGACUCUUCGUACCUUCCCCUUAAUAGAAUAGAAAGAAAUGUAUUGUUAUCCUAAAGAAUAUAACAAAAGUAGGAACUAAUUAAAUUAUUAAUUAAACUACCAAAACAAAGUAAACUGACAACAAACUCAAAACAAAAAGACUGAACUACCAGUUCUACAUAAAAAAUACAUAAAAAAAUAAUAUGAUAAUUAAAAAUGUCCUACUGUACCCCAGACAUAACCAUGGCGUUUUAUUGAUAUACUUUUUAUUGAUAUACUGGAAGACUGACAAACAAAUUGAAGUAGGUCCUUAAGAAUAAACUUGAUUCACCGGUGUUCCGGUGUCCCAGAUCACUGUCUAUAGUUCUAUUAGUUACUAUGCUGACAGCCAAUGGCAAACUUGAGUUAUUCAAGAUGCUGAAUGUCAUCUUCUUUUUUACUUUCACUCCACUCCAAUUUUAGUUAUCCCUGUCUCUUUGAGUCUUCUGUAAGUCAAAUAUUUGACAUACAGCUGUAGACAUGGUGUACAUUCAAAUGUUUGUAGUAUUGUGAAUGUCCUGACCUUUCUCCAUCAACCUGGACAGAUUAAUUCAUUGGUUGGUUAAAAAUAGAUUUGAUUUUGACAUUGUAUGCAACCGAGUAAGAGUGAAUUAAUAGUGAGUAUCAUACACAAUUUUUUAUUUUUUUUUAUCUGUACCUUGUGUGUUAUACUCUUAGGAAGGAUAACUGUCCAACCUUUAAUAUUUAAUAUCUGUAUCAAAACAUACAAGAAUUAAGAUUGGUAUAUGAUCUCAAAUUAUUUGAAAGCCAAGUUAAAAAGCUAAACUAAACAAAUGAACUGGUAAAUUGGAUGUUUAAGAAGUAGUGUCAACAUAGGUUCCGAAGUACUGUUCUGAUUGACACCACGUUAUGCUCAUGCAUACAUAGAGUUUGAGUUUACCAUGAUCAAUGCAUAUGCAUGAUCAUGCAAGAGCCAAAUAUUUAGAAUGCUAACAAAUACAUACUGCCUAUUAUAAGUCGCAUAUCUGCCGAAUGCCAUGUCCAAUAUGAGUCAGUGAAUCAGUUUUCAACACCAUUUCAAAUAUGUGACAUAAAAAUGAAACAUAUGGCGUAUUACUAUUGUGAUUAGAUUGGGGGGGGGGGUUCUUAGUAGAUUGUAUAAUGCUAUGCAAUUUAGGACUGGGAAACGGGAUACAUGCUGAGUUUAUAUUCCAUGACCUCAACAACCAUCUGUUGUCGUAGGGAUUCCAGUCCAAAAAUCUGCGAAAACAAAAAUCUGCGAAAACUUUUCUACAAGAAAAGCAGGCUGACAUAAUACUUAUACUGGUAUAGACGGAUCAGAUCACAGUUAUCCCAAGCGCAAAGACACUUGCACAUAUGUGUUGUCGUAGUGAGUUAGGAUACUACACUGUUUUACUGUUUUUUGGGACAGAUAAAUCUUCUCCAGUACCUUGGAGCAUCAUGUGUUUGAGAAUGGCCUCUAUCUUUGUUAGUUCUAUGCUAGCACUACCCGUCCUAUACUCUUAGAAUGUUUGAGAAAAAACAAAGGUUUGUUUAAAUGUACAAAAUAGGAAAACUAGUUCAUAUUAGUGUGGUGUGGCCCGGUAAGUGACAGUUUAGCUCCUAUAAAUGAAUGGUACUUGAAUAGCUGAAUAAUUAAGAGCACCACCAGCUGUGUUUAAUAUGUCAUGACAGCAUUGGGAGAUGGUGACAUAAACAUCAUAUCAAAUUAUAUGCCAUAGGCCUAUGCAACAAUUGCAGUUAUAACCAAGAAAUUAAGUAAUCAAAUAUUUUGCACCACAAUGUGCAUGCUUCUCUCAAAUGCAAUUUCAUUGAAAACACACAUGCUGAUUCUAAGCAUACAACCUGUUUUGAGACUAAAUGACCUGUUAUUUUAAAUGAAAUGUAUACAACUGCAUAACAUAUUCUUUAUUUAUCCAUGUUAAAGUUAUCGAGUCCAAAUGAUGCCCAAAGUAUUGUCAACGAGAAUAAAAAUCGGAGACGUGUGUUUGUUGUUAUCCAAUUUAUUUCUUCAACACUUUUUAUCUGAAUUGUUUUCUUCUCACUCAUGUUGAAGGAAGAAUAUGUAAGAUUUUGGCAAUAAAACAUGCAGAAACGACAAGACUUAUGUUUUAUAUUUUAUUGUCUUCUGUACUAAGAUGAUACAAAAUAUUUUCAACCAUUGCUUAUCUCAGAGAGAUCCGUAAUUUUUAAAUGGGAACCUCCCGGGCCAUUUUGUCCAUUCUUAACGGCGUAAUUUACCCUUAUGCACUAGCAUCCGGGAAAUAUCAUAAACACGGGAAACAUAGGGAGUGAGGACGGAAGUCUGAGAAUUAUGAUAGCUAUCCACUCUAUUGUUUUUUUCAUUCAAUGUAUUGCUCACUCAUGAUUAUUCAGUUCAGUUUGCCGCGACUUCUGUUGCUGAAGCUUUGUAAAGCGUUAACGUACGGGUGAAUUGGAUUUUUCCACGCCAGUCGCAGGGAGCGUGACGUCACAUACGAGCCGUGUAGUCUUUCUCACUAGCUGCGUUUACAUGGACACAUCUGAUCCGCAUAGAUUUCUAUGCGGAAUAGAAAAUGAUCAUAUAUACGCCUCAUUCGGAAUACAAUUAUCUGUUCGGCAUAGAGUUCUAUGCCGAAUAGAAGAGGUGGUGUAGUCCGUUUUAAUCGACAUGUAUACACUUAUUCCGAAUAGAUUGGGGUUUAACGAGCAGCUGCAGUAGUUCGCAAUUGGUCCACUGAGCUCCGUCGGUACUUCUAUGCACACCGAACUUGACCGCUGUCAAGGAAAGUGGAUUUAUUGAAAAACUCAGGUGAUCUGUUUUUCUAGAUGAUAUAAAAUUACACCCAUAUCAAUAAAACUGCAUGAACAACCCCUCGAACAAGUUAAAACGAUCAGAUUUCUUGGUGUAUGGCAGUUUUUUUCAGCCUUGGGGUCCCGACCCCACGUGGGGUCGCCUGGAAUUUAAAUAGGGUCGCCUGAAAUGUCUAG
Messenger RNA from Gadus chalcogrammus (walleye pollock), 7386 nucleotides. It is a transcript of the gene ighd, whose product is annotated as immunoglobulin heavy constant delta. Bases 1 to 2955 code for a protein of 984 amino acids. Lineage: Eukaryota; Metazoa; Chordata; Actinopteri; Gadiformes; Gadidae. The transcript is spliced from 14 exons. The record is from RefSeq and is a predicted model, not a curated record.